AUGAUUUCUACCAUCUACCAGCUAUCAUUGGAGAGUGAAAGUGCUAAGCAUGAAGUUGAAGAGAUGAAACGCAACACUGAAGAACUUAAGAAAGAAGCAGAAGUAGCAAAAAUUGAGCUAGAAGCAGCAGAAACUAAGCUUAAAGUUAAAUUGAACGAAGCCGAAGAAGUGAAGGCAGCGGAUGCUAGAGCCUUAAAUAGUUUGUUGUCUGAGAAAAUCAAUGAUGCACGUUCCCCGACUUCAGAGCCCGGUGCUCAGAUCCCAAUUUCAAGAGUUGAAUUCAAGUCAUCAAGCCGAAAGGUUGAAGAAUCUAAAAAGUUAACAGAAAUGAAAGUAGCAGCUGCAAUAGCUCAGGUAGAAGCUGUGAGAGAAAGUGAAGAGGAGGCCCUCCAGAAGUUGGAGAAUAGCCAAAAGUAG
This is a messenger RNA of Fraxinus pennsylvanica, 417 nucleotides long. Lineage: Eukaryota; Viridiplantae; Streptophyta; Magnoliopsida; Lamiales; Oleaceae. The record is from the annotation of a GenBank genome assembly.